Molecule: messenger RNA, 3586 nt
Organism: Canis lupus familiaris (dog)
Lineage: Eukaryota; Metazoa; Chordata; Mammalia; Carnivora; Canidae
Gene: MMP15
Product: matrix metallopeptidase 15
Exons: 10
Coding region: 33-2060 (675 amino acids)
Biological process (GO): proteolysis; extracellular matrix organization; collagen catabolic process
Cellular component (GO): extracellular matrix
Molecular function (GO): metalloendopeptidase activity; zinc ion binding
Source: RefSeq, a predicted model, not a curated record
GUAGUGGGGCGGGAGAACAGCUUGAGCCCCAAAUGAGCAAGUGUGUUCUUCUGGAACUGCUAAAAUAUGGACCGUGCUGUCUCAAAAGGCAAAAGCAUCCACCAAGGACAGGGGCUUGGCGUGGUGCCCCCUCUCUUCACUGGCCUUGGGUCUGUGUCAUCUGUGCUAUCAUCCCAUUGUGGCAGAACUGGCUGAGGCUGUACGGCUACCUGCCCCAGCCCAGCCGCCACAUGUCCACCAUGCGCUCCGCCCAGAUCCUGGCCUCAGCCCUCGCAGAGAUGCAGCGCUUCUAUGGGAUUCCUGUCACGGGCGUGCUUGACGAAGAAACCAAGGCGUGGAUGAAGCGACCCCGCUGCGGGGUGCCGGAUCAGUUCGGGGUGCGCGUGAAAGCCAACCUGCGACGGCGGCGGAAACGCUAUGCCCUCACGGGGAGGAAGUGGAACAACCACCACCUGACCUUCAGCAUCCAGAACUACACAGAGAAGCUGGGAUGGUACCACUCGCUAGAGGCAGUGCGAAGGGCCUUCCGCGUGUGGGAGCAGGCCACACCCCUGGUCUUCCAGGAGGUGCCCUAUGAGGACAUCCGGCUGCGGCGGCAGAAGGAAGCUGACAUCAUGGUACUCUUUGCCUCUGGGUUCCACGGCGACAGCUCACCGUUUGACGGCACGGGGGGCUUUCUGGCCCACGCCUAUUUCCCUGGCCCUGGUCUGGGCGGGGAUACCCACUUCGAUGCAGAUGAGCCCUGGACCUUCUCCAGCACGGACCUGCAUGGGAACAGCCUCUUCCUGGUGGCAGUGCACGAGCUGGGCCACGCUCUAGGGCUGGAGCACUCUAGCAACCCCAGUGCCAUCAUGGCGCCAUUCUACCAGUGGAUGGACACCGACACCUUCCAGCUGCCCGAGGACGACCUCCGGGGCAUCCAGCAGCUCUACGGCACCCCGGAUGGCCAGCCACAGCCCACCCGGCCUCUCCCCACCGUAACUCCCCGGCGGCCAGGCCGGCCAGACCAUCGGCCCCCCAGACCCCCCCAGCCACCACCCCCAGGUGGGAAGCCAGAGCGACCCCCGAAGCCAGGCCCCCCAGCCCAGCCCCGAGCCACGGAACGGCCUGACCAGUAUGGCCCCAACAUCUGCGACGGGGACUUUGACACAGUAGCCAUGCUGCGCGGGGAGAUGUUCGUGUUCAAGGGCCGCUGGUUCUGGCGGGUUCGGCACAACCGCGUCCUGGACAACUAUCCCAUGCCCAUCGGGCACUUCUGGCGUGGCCUGCCCAGUGACAUCAGUGCUGCCUACGAGCGCCAAGACGGACGUUUUGUCUUUUUUAAAGGUGACCGCUACUGGCUCUUCCGAGAAGCAAACCUGGAGCCCGGCUACCCACAGCCACUGACCAGCUAUGGCCUGGGCAUUCCCUAUGACCGCAUCGACACAGCCAUCUGGUGGGAACCCACAGGUCAUACCUUCUUCUUCCAAGAGGACAGGUACUGGCGCUUCAAUGAGGAGACACAGCGUGGAGACCCUGGCUACCCCAAACCCAUCAGUGUCUGGCAAGGAAUCCCUACCUCCCCCAAAGGGGCCUUCCUGAGCAACGAUGCAGCCUACACGUACUUCUACAAAGGCACCAAGUACUGGAAAUUUGACAAUGAGCGCCUGCGGAUGGAGCCAGGCUACCCCAAAUCCAUCCUGCGGGACUUCAUGGGCUGCCAAGAGCAGGUGGAGCCAGGCCCCCGAUGGCCCGACGUGGCCCGUCCGCCCUUCAACCCCGAUGGGGGUGCGGAGCCCGGGGCAGGCGGGGACGGUGAGGAGGGCGAGGAGGGCCAUGAGCCUGGCACGGGGGGCCGAGACCAGGACUCCGGGGAGGACACCGACGAGGAUGGGGGCAGCCGUGUGGUGGUGCAGCUGGAGGAGGUCACGCGGACAGUGAACAUGGUGAUGGUGCUGGUGCCGCCUCUGCUACUGCUCCUGUGCAUCCUGGGUCUCACCUAUGCCCUGGUGCAGAUGCAGCGCAAGGGUGCGCCCCGCAUGCUCCUCUACUGCAAGCGCUCUCUGCAGGAGUGGGUCUGACACCACCCCCCUCCUGCCCUCCUGCUCCUGCGCCUCACGGUGCUAAGGGCUGGGGCUGGCGGGGCCUGUGCUUCUCAGACACCUGUGCUUCUCAGACGGCAGACGGCGCCUGGGGGCACCCAGCCAGAGCCUCCUGUGGCUCCCUCAGCCCCUGGGUGGGGGCCCCUCCAGGCCCGCUGACAUCCCUGCCAACCCUGCCCCAUUGAUUAUUUAUGCCCGGGUUUUGUUUUUCUUUCUUUCUUUCUUUCUUUUUUUUUUCACACUAAUUGAGUAUUUCAUUUCUACUUUCCUGACCAGAAGCAGUGGUCCCUUAGGACAGGGAUCAGAGCUUUCUAGAUGUAGUUCUGCUCUGGACAGGGAGUUAGCCCCGCCUUAGCCACAGCCAGAGGAGCAGGGGGUCCAAAGGCCCCGCUGGAAGGUGGCCAAAGGGUUCCUGCGGCUCCUUCCAGCCCUGGGCCCCGCUCAGCCUGAGCUGGCUUUGGAGACUGGUGGGGCCCCCACCUGAAUCUCUGCCUUAGGAAGAGCAUUCACCUGGGGCAGCCUCAGGCCACAGAGGUCAGAAGGGUCAAGGGGCCUACUGGCCAUGAGUCACUUGGAGUUUUGAUUCCUUCCCCACCCACCCCUCUCAACCCGUGACCCAGGCUUCUCUUGCCUAAGACUCCUCCCCUGGCCCUGGCUCUGGCCCUGGCCUGCCAAGGGCCCCACAGUCCCCAGUUCCCACAUUACCACUUGAGCCUCCACCUCCUCCCCUCUCUUCAGAAGCAGCCCUGGGCCUGCCUUACUAAGGACCAAAGGGGGUUUGCCAAGACCCCUCCACCCAGGGGCCUCCCUCCAGCCAGCUCCCAGCCCCUGUCCGCUCCUCUCUGACCUAUGAUCCACCUGGGUUCCUGCCCUGGGCCUCCUCCCUCUCUCCCUCACCCAUACCACAGUCCUCAGGGGUCUCAGAACCCCAUCAGCCUCAGGCACCCACUGCCAGGUCCCAGCUGCCCUGAGGAGACAGGGGGCUGAUGGGCACCCACAGCCCCCCAUGUACCAGACUUGACGGCUCCUCCGUCUAGCUCCCUGUCCCUCAGGGCGCUGGGAGGAGGGACACUGGCAGAGAGAGGCCAGGAGCUCAUCCCCUCAUGCAGACUUGUGGGACAUGGCUGUAGAUCCCCAAGGAGCUCACUGUGGCCUGGAGACUCCCCUUCUCCCUGGCUCAGCCCUAAAGGCAGGGACACUUCCUCCUUCUUUUCCUUCCCAAAGCAGGAGGCAAGGCUGCUGUGGAAAUGGUACUGUACAGCCGGCUCUGUCCCCUGUGCUUCCCCGUAGCCCUGAGCAAGAGGGCCUGCCACCCGGACCCCCGAGGGCCCCUAGAGGGAGAGGCGUCUCACGGGCUGGCCCGGAACACAGGUCUGGCAGCUUGCUCCCCUCUCCGUCCUCGGAACCGGAGGGCCAGCCAAGGGAUGGGGGGUGGGGGGCAGCGUCCACCCCCAGGCAUUUCUUUCUGUAAAUACUCUGCACUGAUUAAAUUGUACAGCCGGCAA